Bombina bombina (fire-bellied toad) is the source of this 466-nucleotide messenger RNA. Its product is annotated as BTB/POZ domain-containing protein kctd15-like. The record is from RefSeq and is a predicted model, not a curated record. Lineage: Eukaryota; Metazoa; Chordata; Amphibia; Anura; Bombinatoridae. The transcript has 3 exons. Gene Ontology annotation, biological process: protein homooligomerization. The annotation marks the transcript as partial.
AAUAAGCCGCCUGUUUAAUGGCACAGAAACUAUUGUGUUGGACAGUUUAAAACAGCAUUACUUCAUUGAUCGGGAUGGGGAAAUUUUCAGAUACAUUUUAAGCUUUUUACGGACCUGUAAGCUUCUUCUCCCCGAGGACUUUAAGGAGUUCAAUUUGUUAUAUGAAGAAGCAAAAUACUAUCAGCUACAUCCCAUGGUUAAAGAACUUGAGCGAUGGAAGCAGGAUAAAGAGCACCGGAAACAUUUCCAGCCAUGUGACUGUCUGGUUGUGCGAGUUACCCCAGACUUGGGAGAGAGAAUUGCUCUCAGUGGAGAGAAAGCUUUGAUAGAAGAGAUUUUCCCAGAAACUGGAGAUGUUAUGUGCAACUCAGUUAAUGCUGGCUGGAACCAAGACCCAACCCACGUCAUUAGAUUUCCACUAAAUGGUUAUUGCAGAUUAAACUCUGUGCAGUUCAAGUGGAAAUAG